This is a messenger RNA of Cuscuta europaea, 954 nucleotides long. NCBI's taxonomy places the organism in Eukaryota, Viridiplantae, Streptophyta, Magnoliopsida, Solanales, Convolvulaceae. The record is from the annotation of a GenBank genome assembly.
GAGCAAUCUAUCAUGUCCUUACUAGUACAUGUGUUUUGUGUUUAUAUGAUGAAUUUAAGAUUUUUCUUAGGAGGUCUAUUUUGAAUUUUGAUCGUGAUUACAAAUUUCUUUCCAGUCCUCUGCAGCGCUCGAUAUCCCUCGCGCCCACUCUCCCUCGAAAGCCCACACACAAAGCCAACGAAGCUUAUCCUUGCGUUUAUUGCUCCUCUCUCUAUUCUCCAACCCUAGACAGAGUUUUCACCAUGAAAGGUGCUAAAUCCAAGGGGAAGGCUGACAACAAGCUCGCAGUGAAGGCUAAAAGCAAGAAAAAAGUUGCUAAACCUGCUAAGGACCCGAACAAACCGAAGAGGCCUCCCAGUGCUUUUUUCGUCUUCAUGGAGGAUUUUCGCGUAUCCUAUAAGAAAAAGCAUCCAGCCAACAAGUCUGUUUCCGAAGUGGGUAAAGCUGGCGGGGCAAAAUGGAAGAGCAUGACCGAUGCUGAGAAAGCUCCCUACAUUGCCACCGCUGAGAAUAGGAAGAAGGAAUACGGGAAGAAAAUGAAGGAGUAUGAUAACAAACAGAGUCAGGCUACUGCAGAGGAGGAGGAAUCUGACAGGUCAAAAUCAGAGGUCAACGAUGAUGAUGACGAUGAAGAUGGUGGCAGUGACGAUGGCGAUGAUGAUUCUGAUUAAAAGUACCUGGGCAGAAAUAUGUUGGAUGAUAUGGAUUGCUGCAGCGUUGUGUAAUAGUGGAAGGAUGUUCAAAGAAACGUUUGCCUAUGGGAUAUAGCAUAUAGUGGUAGCUGUUGCUCUUUCCUGUUUUAUUUCUUUUUAUGUUUUUUGGAGGAGUGUUAGAUGGUAAAGAAAAAUGGUUACUCCUUAGUCCAAGUGGGGUGAGCAUUUGGUUUAAUCCAUUGCUCCAUGUACUUUGUUAUUAUGAUGAAGAAUACGAGUAUGUUUUUAAUCCAUUGUUAUG